AGGCACAGGGCUUUGAGCCCAAAUCCAAAUUACCCUUCCAUUACCAUUCCAGAAGAAUCGUUGCUCCCUGCUUCUCUCUCACACAAACGCAAGUGUUUCUGCUUUCUGCUUGUUUGGUUCGCUGGUCAAUCUCACACAGAACCAGGGGCGACGAGGGAGGGAGCUUGGUCUGGGGUUUCCUUUGGAUUUCUGGUUUCCGAGGGAAGUAUAAACGAUUCUCGUAGCAAUGGCUGGAAAAGAAGUUCGCGAAUAUACCAAUCUUUCCGACCCAAAAGACAAGAAGUGGGGCAAAGGAAAGGAUAAGAUAGACGACGAAGAUAUCACGUUUCAACGAAUGGUUGCGAAGAUGCAAGAGGUUGCAGGAGAACGUGGAGGUUACCUUCAUGGACGAGGCGCCUUGGACAGCGAUGAUCUGCUCUAUCUCAAAGAGCAGAUGGAAGCUGAGGAGGAUGCAGAGCGCCUCCUUAGGCGCACUGAGAAACGAGCCUUUGCAGCAUUCAAGAAAGCUGCUAGUUUGGCAGAUUCUGCUCCUGCAUCUGUCCCUUUGGCGCUUCGUGUUGAGCCAAAGCCAAAGAGUGGAAUCAGACAGCAAGAUCUAUUGAAAAGGGUAGUGGAAGUCAAACCUAAAAGGCCCAGAGUUUCAGGUCAAGGAGCUUUGUCAAAUUCCAAGGUUGACGUUGACCAUGAAAAUGGGAAAGAGACCCCCUUAUCAAAAACUAACAAAAGUGAAGGCGAAAAAGAAGCUGAAAAUCCUGUCAAAAGUUUACUAGGUUUGGCAUACGCUAGUUCUGAUGAUGAAGAUGACUGAAUGAAUGAACGUCUGUAGGUUUUCAUGUAAGAUAGUUCAGAGUAUAGUAUUUAUAUAUAAUUUAGAAGUUUUGACGGGAUACUCACUCGUUCUAAAUUUUUGAAGACUGUAAUUAACUUGUUGAGUUAAUGAAAUUAGUUCGUAUUCCAUUGAAAUACUGAUGAGAAGUGGAUUUCAAGUUUGUAAUGAAUUCGAAUGAUGGUGGUACUGGCAGUGCAGGUUUUCCUAA
Molecule: messenger RNA, 1037 nt
Organism: Momordica charantia (bitter melon)
Lineage: Eukaryota; Viridiplantae; Streptophyta; Magnoliopsida; Cucurbitales; Cucurbitaceae
Product: ankyrin repeat protein
Source: RefSeq, a predicted model, not a curated record